Messenger RNA from Theileria annulata, 2526 nucleotides. RefSeq lists its product as uncharacterized. The transcript is spliced from 11 exons. Lineage: Eukaryota; Apicomplexa; Aconoidasida; Piroplasmida; Theileriidae. The coding region runs from base 1 to 2526 and encodes 841 amino acids. The record is from RefSeq and is a predicted model, not a curated record.
AUGGAUUGUAAAUUGAGUUCUUCUUAUAAAAUAAUACCAACAAGACUAUUCCAAACUUCUUCAUUCUCUGAUGUAACUGUAGAGAAACCAAUAACUAAACCAAUAUCCAAUUCUAAUACACGAUGUGUAUUAAGUAAGAAUUUGGAAGAUUUAUUAUAUGUUGAUGAUCUGAAUGAUGAAGAGGUUAUAGUGUGUCUUUUACGUAGAUUUUUCCGUCAAAAGUACUUUACGUACUUUGGAAAAGUUUUAUUCUUUCUUCAACCGGAUCGUGACAUAUUAACAAAUUCAUCACAAUUUUUAUAUUCAGAUCUUCAUAAUCAAUGUCAUCUAUACUCAUUUUUAAAACAAAUUUUUGCUGAAUUUAUCAGUUCAGAUGGAGUUUGUAUAUUUUUCCAUGGUGACAGUAAUGAUCAAUUACAUACAAUGAAUAAAUCACUUAUAUUCCUAUUAAAACUUGCCAAUAUACAAGGAUUUCAAGGUGCUGAAGAAUUAAAUGUGAGAAUAAAUGAUGUAAUGAGAUUAUUGGAAUAUUGGACAAGUGAUUCUACAAAUUUGAUGACAAGUUAUAAGAUAAAUUUCGUUGGAAAUUGUGUCGAGUCAGUGAAUUUCAUCCCGAAUUUCGCAACAGAUUUUUCAAGUCUAAGUGGACAUGUAAAUAUGAAGUUACCUUCAAUUUUCUAUGGAUUGAUUUAUUCCAUUCUAAAGGGUAAAAAUUUACAUUGGAUCACAUAUACAUUACCAUUACAACUUGUUAAAGAAUUAUUAAACUCAAUUCCACAUAUUCUUGAUCCAAUACAACAUAUUAAUAAUUUCUCCCACAUGAUGAAUAUAAUGAUGAAGAUUGGAUUUAUGGUAGAUGAAUUAAGAGAAAUGAAUAAAGUAUUAUUAUCAAUAUUAAUAUUUAAUUACAUGUCAAGAGUUAAUUUAAGAGUUGGUAAUACAAGAGUUGGUAAUUUGAUGGAAUUAUUGGAUUUGGUUUGUAAUUUAUUGGAAAUUGGAAUAAUGAAAGAAUCUAAUACAAAUCUCAAGUCAAAUGAUAUAAUUUUCAAGGCUGAAAUUAAGAAAUCAACUCCAGAACAAUUUUAUAAUAUACCAACAGCACUUUUUUUACGACUUAAACAUUUAAUUUAUACUAAAAUUAAUCAAUUUCUCAUCUAUCAAACUGUAGAGCCCGAUAAGAACAGUACUAAGAAUAGUAAUAGGAAUGGUAUUGUAGAUGGUGUUGGUACUAAUAGUACUAAGAAUAGUAAUACUAAGAGUACUAAUGACUCUAGUACUAAGAACUCUAAUACCCGUUAUGACUCUAGUACUUUGAAUACUAAUAAUGAUGAGAAUAUAAAUGAGUAUCAAUUAAGAAGUAUAAUAAUGUAUAAUAAUUGUAUUAUGGAUCAAUCUUAUCAACGGGAUCAUUCCAAUCAAUCUGGUCAACCUAAUCAAUCCGAUCAAUCGGAUGAUUUGAAUAAAUUUAUUAUUAAUAUAUCGGAAGAAAUGUUAUUGAAUAAGUUUUAUAAAGUUGUAGAAAAGAAAUUUGGAUAUCCAAUUGAUUCUGAAAUUGUACAAAGAAAUAAAUUACUUGUAAAUAAUCUAACAGGACAGAUGGGAUUAUUAACACAAAUCACAUCACAAUCCAUUAAAUUAUAUAAUGAACAAAAAUUAUCUAAUGAACCAAUAGAAUAUAAUGAACAAAAAUAUAAUGAACAAAAAUAUAAUGAACCAAUAGAAUAUAAUACAAAAGAAUAUAAUAUGAAAAAGAUAAUAGAAAUGGAAUCGAAAUUAUAUAUACUGAAUCCAAUAAUAAAACUAUUGAAAUAUUCUAAAAAUUCCAUAUUAAAAUCGUUAUUAUUUACAAAUAAUUCAUUACAUCGUUUUGUUGGUAAUUUAACAUUUCUACUUUCAUAUUAUUCUUAUAUCAAUUCUGAGGAAUAUCAUUGGUAUUUUAUUUCGUGUACAACCAAACAACAACAUAUAAAUCGGGAUAUACAACAAGAUAUAGGACAGAAUAUAGAGAAAUUAGAAUUUGAUAAAUGUGUAAAUAAAUUAUACAAUUUCUAUACUAAUCAUAUACCAAUACUAGAAAUAUGUAAUAUGGAAAGAAAUAAUAAUAAAGUGAAAUAUGAUUUGGAACAAUAUACAAGAUAUAAUUAUUCAUUAUUAUAUAAAUUUACAAAUGUUAAAUUACAUAAAACAUUAAAACAAUUAACAAAUGAACAAAUUGUUAAAUUAUUAUUUAAAUCAUUAAAUAUAAAUGAAAAUAUGUAUGAAAUUGAUAAGAAUAUAAUAACAAUAAGAAUGACAAUACAAAUCAGAAUAUUAACAUUAAUUGAAGAAUAUAAUACAAGUCAUAAGAAAGUAAUUGUAAUACAAAAUUGGUAUAAAACAAGAAAAUAUAUUUCAUUAAAAAGACAAUUGAUAAAUAAUUUUAUACGAAUACAAUCAUUAAUUCGAAUGAAAUUAAUCAAUAAAACAAUAAAACUACAAAAUCAAGCCAAAAUUAUUACCAAUCAAUUCAUCAGUAUGAUUAUCUAA